AAUUAAUGUUAUUACAUUUGUAGGGACUUUUUGUUUUGGUGCGCGUGUAUGCGCGCGCGCAUCCGAUCGUCUUUGCUGUACUUUCAGGCUCUUUGAAGGCUGCAUCUGGAGGAACUCUCUCUUAAAUCCAAUGUCCAGGAAAUAAUAAUAAAAAUACUACGCUAAAGUCAUCAGAAUGGAUGGAUUUUAUGACCAGCAAGUGCCUUACAUGGUCACCAAUAAUUUCUGUGGGAGAAAUUGUAAUGAGCGACCAGCAAAUGUCAGGAAAAGAAAAUUCAUUAACAGAGAUCUGGCUCAUGACUCAGAAGAACUGUUUCAAGAUCUAAGCCAAUUACAGGAAACAUGGCUUGCAGAAGCUCAGGUACCUGAUAAUGAUGAGCAGUUUGUACCAGACUACCAAGCGGAGAGUUUGGCUUUUCAUGGUCUUUCAGUGAAAAUCAAGAAAGAACCCCACAGCCCAUGUUCUGAACUCAGCUCAGCUUGUAGUCAAGAACAACCAUUCAAAUUCAGUUAUGGAGAAAAGUGCCUGUACAAUGUCAGUGCCUAUGAUCAGAAACCACAAGUGGGAAUGAGGACUUCUAACCCGCCAACUCCAUCAAGCACUCCAGUUUCACCACUGCAUCAUGCAUCUUCAAACUCGGUUCAGAGUUCUAAACCUGACCGGAUUUUUGCAACUCACUUGCCUCCAUCCCAGCCCAUCCCAGACAAUAACUUUCCUAUGGAUCACAGAUUUCGCCGUCAGCUCUCAGAACCUUGUAAUUCCUUUCCUCCUUUGCCUACCAUGCUGCGGGAAGGACGUCCAAUGUACCAACGCCAGAUGUCUGAGCCAAACAUCCCUUUCCCACCUCAAGGGUUUAAACAGGAGUACCAUGAUCCAGUGUAUGAACACAAUGCCAUGGUUGGCAAUUCAGUCAAUCAAAGUUUCCCUCCUCCUCUGAUGAUUAAACAAGAACCUCGAGAUUUUGCAUAUGACUCAGAAGUGCCUAGUUGCCAUUCCAUUUACAUGAGGCAAGAAGGCUUCCUCACUCACACAAACAGAUCAGAAGGUUGUAUGUAUGAAAAAGGUCCAAGACAAUUUUAUGAUGACACUUGUGUUGUUCCAGAGAAAUUUGAUGGUGACAUUAAGCAGGAGCCAGGAAUGUAUCGUGAAGGUCCCACAUACCAGCGGCGUGGUUCUCUUCAGUUGUGGCAAUUUUUGGUAGCUCUUCUUGAUGAUCCAUCAAACUCUCACUUCAUUGCUUGGACUGGCCGAGGUAUGGAGUUCAAGCUGAUUGAACCAGAAGAGGUGGCACGUCGCUGGGGGAUUCAAAAAAACAGGCCAGCUAUGAAUUAUGAUAAACUUAGCCGUUCACUUCGCUAUUAUUAUGAAAAGGGAAUCAUGCAAAAGGUUGCUGGAGAGAGAUACGUGUACAAGUUUGUUUGUGACCCUGAAGCCCUCUUCUCCAUGGCCUUUCCGGAUAACCAGCGUCCCUUGCUGAAAACUGACGUCGAACGUCAUAUCAAUGAAGAGGACACUGUCCCUCUGUCCCACUUUGAUGAGAGUAUGGUCUAUAUGCAAGAAGGAGGCUGCUGUAAUACCCACCCUUAUAAUGAAGGCUAUGUAUAUUAAUUGGAGUGACAGUAAUGAAGCCCCUUCUUCAACCUAAGCUUCUCCUCUUUCAUGAGACCAAGACAAAAGCUGAAUUCCCUUCAGUUGAUUUUAUAAGAAUAAGGAUUAAAAACUGUUAAAAGAAUAAAAGAGUACUAUAAAGGGGUUUCUUCUGUUGUAUUACUCCUGUAGUCUGACAUGGACAGUGCACUUUAUUUGAAAAGGGAAGUUUAGAAUCUAAUUGUUUAUUCUUUGGAACAAGAUGACAAGGGUGAAAAACACAGGUUUUAAGUACAACAAAGCUGUAUCAUGUCUGAGUUUGUUUUUGUUUCUUACUUGGUUAAAAAUAAUGUACAUGUUCUCUAAUUACCCAUAGUACAGUUAAUUCUAGACGUGAUCAAUAACCAUUUGUACACUACUUAGAGAAUUAUCUGUCAUGACACUCUUCCCUUUCUCUCCCAUUUUCACUAUAGUCUACCAUUUUUCCUGUCUUUUUUAUUGCUAGACAGACAUUAUUUACCCUUUACAAAGAUUGAGUUUUGCACAUUCAGAAUAUGUGCUCUACCACUGAGCUAACAACCAAUAAUAGAUGCUGGAUUUGAGAAGAACUAGAAUUGGAUUUUUAGUUUUGUUCCUUAAAAGGCAGGUUCUACUUUUAUUUUAUCUCUUAAAAACAUAUCUAUGUAUCUUAGACACUACCUUGAUUCUGUACAUAAGUCAUUAAGGAACGCAUUCAUUCUGGUCCGAAGAACACAGUUCCUGGUUUGUGAUUAUAAAUUGCAAGGCUGUAGCUUAGCUUCUGAUAUUAGGUGCCAUCUUGUUAUGCAAAUAAAUCAACAUUUAAUCAUUUUCAACUUUUCAACGUCUACCUGAGUAUAGUAAUUGUUUAUACUGAACCAUUCUGCAUAUUCUUUUAACUAUGCACAGGACUGUGAUCACAAAGGGUGAGACAGAAUGCUGUCCUUCCACUUUCUUUGAUCUAUAAAUAGGUUAUUUAAUCAAUAAGAAUUAACUGUACUACUGCUCAUAUCUCGUUAUGCUAUUUCAAUCUACAGCAGUUUCUCCUUCAGCAAAACAUUCAAUAUACAAAUAAGUACUUUAGUAAUUUUUAGACACAAUAUCCAAUAAUAUGCAUUUAAGCCUUUAUACUGCUAUGUUAUGUUGAUAAGCAUAUAUACUUACUAGCUAAUGCAAUCGCUUCUGCUGCUGUCUUUAUUCCUGUAAUACUCUCUUUGCUGAAUUUACUAUGCUCUUUAUAAGCAACGCUGUAACUACAGGUAGCAUUCAGGACAAAAUAGAUGACUUGAACCUUUUACUGCUUAGAAAAAUAGCUUAUGCCAUAGCUGUGCUAUAAACAGCUUUUAUGUGCAUUGCAACAUGGAUCGGACUUUCCAGCUUGCUAAAGAGGAGCUCUGCUGAACUUUUAUAAUGCUCUUUAGAGCAGAGACUUCUAUAUAAUAUCAAAAAUAUAGUUAUUUUCUUUUUUUUUUCUGGCUGCAUAAUGUAGUGCUGGCACUGAUGCUUAACAAAUUUUGUUAGGAACACUAAUUGUAAGUGGGAUUAGGGAAUCCCUUUAAAAGUUGUUUUAAUUUUUGAAAAAGGCAACAUUAGAAAGACAACAAAGAUCUUAUUCUUGAGAUCAAAUUAAAUGAAUAAUAUUUAAGAAGACCUUAUCUUCAGUGUUAACAUUUUGCAUUGGAACAGGAAUUGGAAAGCAUGUUUGAAGUUUGGAGAGUGGUUUUUCAAACCACUUCUCUUCCAGAACAUCCAUCCCAAUAGUUAUAUACAUACUUUGCCCAGAAACCAUCAACUUUGAAAUAGAAAAAGGGUGGUUAGGAGUCUAUAAUUAUUAGUUUCAAAACUAAUGUUUCAUUGUAAAUGACAUGAUAUCAGAGAUGCUGGGAUGUGGUGAUUUACUUUGCACUCAGUGUUAGUCAUUAUAAAUCUAUAAAUGAGUUUAUAAUGCAAUUUAUUUCAAACUUAAUGAGUAUUAACCACUAUAAACCACAGCUACAACAAAGCACACUGAGUCUGCAUCUCUUUCAUCUUAAAACAUUAAGAAAGUUUCAUGUGUGCAUGUUAAAAAAUUCCAUGGCAUGUUAACCUUACAGAAAUCUCUGCAAAAGGCGCUUCAACUUAUCCCUGCCAUUGUUCAAUGGCAAAAUUUCUCUAGCUGGCUAUAAAAUUUGUUUUUUGUUUGAAAACCUACCUAUUGGGAUAGAAUCAGUGGCUUUAAUCAUGAUGCCUACAGAUGUCUCCGUUGACCUUCUCUAGACUUCCCUCCACACCUAACUUAAACAUGGGAGGCUAGCAUUUUCAGAAUGCCAGCUUCUAGCUGUCUUCAAUCACAAUUCUGCUUUUAUUAAAAUAAAAAUAGCAGUUGGGGAAUGUCUGCUUGCUCACUAAGAAUAUACCUAGGUAAAUGAGGUGGUAGAAGUCCUGGGGAUACAUAUGCAUUUGCCAUCUGGUGGAUAGGUGAUUUCUGUCUAGCUGCAUCCAUUAUGGCAGCCAUUUUGUGAAUAGUCAUCUGUAAUCUUUUUCUGAAUGAGCUACUUAAAAUUCCAAAUAUGUCCCCCAAUCUUAACAACAGGAACAUCUUUGGAGGAGUCAAGAUCUCUAAAGUGGCAGGUGCAACAUCACAAUUGAAGCCCCACCUCCUGUAUGUACAUACAGGUACAAAAGGGUAGGGUAUUAAUGUGGUUGCACAGCUGCCCUCUUGCCAAUUUCGAUCCUCUUAACAAGAAUGUAAAGGAAAGUUUCUCCUUGCCUUAACUGCUAAGUUAGGGUAGAUGCACAGAAACAUGUUUGCUUCUAACAAGGUGUAUUAAAUAAACCAGUUGUGAAGCAGAAGUGACAAAGUAUAUGUGCUAAACAGGGAGAAUCAAAUAUCUUUACUAGAAACCUGAACAUAUUCUGCUUAAUGAAAAUUGUAUUUUUAUUCUUUCAGGAAGCCAGACAUAAAAGCAUAUUGAGUCGAUUCAGGAGGCCAAGCAUUUUAUCUCCACCCCUCAAUGCCCCUCUUACUGAAAAUAUUAAUUCACCAGUCUUAUUAAUAGACCCAAAGGUAGCAUUGGAUUUUACCUGGGAUUAUCAUCUGGUGUCAGUUCACAGGACAACUGAGAACACCUUCAAUCUCCUGCAUCAUAUCUGUAUUUUUAAUGGGCAGGAGUAUAUAGAACAUGUCACCUGAUAGCAAAAAAUCCAGAACAAACUGCUGGUCUUUGUUCUGAAAAGUAUGGAUUAAUCCAGAUUUACACAGCCACUUUUUAACUGACAUAGAUCGCCAAUAUAUGUCCCCCUUAAAUAAAAGGUUCUGUGAUUACUUUUGGUCCUGGUUUUAUUGCAAGGAACAGUUCCUUGAAGAGAAAAUAUUAGGUGAACGGGGUAGUUGAAAAAAAGAAAGCCUGAGUCAAAUGUCUUAAUAUUUAAUAUAUAUCUAUAUCUAUAUACUGUAUAUGGUAGUGAUUCACUGAAAAAAAAGAUAAUUCCCAGGGGGAAAAUGGUAUAAGAAUUUGUUAUCUGGAAUUGUUGGAUCCUUUUGAAAUUGUACCUUUAAAAAAAGAGUUUAUUUUAAGUUCUGUUUUUAUUCCACAUUUUUCCAGGUAGAUUAAUAAAUCUGGCAGCUGAUUUCUGAAA
Molecule: messenger RNA, 5224 nt
Organism: Pseudonaja textilis
Lineage: Eukaryota; Metazoa; Chordata; Lepidosauria; Squamata; Elapidae
Source: RefSeq, a predicted model, not a curated record